Messenger RNA from Lolium rigidum, 3538 nucleotides. Its product is annotated as 2-oxoglutarate dehydrogenase, mitochondrial-like. Gene Ontology annotation, cellular component: oxoglutarate dehydrogenase complex; mitochondrion. Lineage: Eukaryota; Viridiplantae; Streptophyta; Magnoliopsida; Poales; Poaceae. Gene Ontology annotation, molecular function: oxoglutarate dehydrogenase (succinyl-transferring) activity; thiamine pyrophosphate binding. Gene Ontology annotation, biological process: tricarboxylic acid cycle. The transcript has 9 exons. Bases 181 to 3231 code for a protein of 1016 amino acids. The record is from RefSeq and is a predicted model, not a curated record.
AAUCAACGAACUAUCGAAUAUAUCGUGCUCGUCCCUUUAUCCCCUUCCCUUUUCCUCUACCCCGCGGCCGGCGUCAUCCCUCCGCUCCACCCAAAAGAGUGGAGAUCCGUACCAAAUUGGGCCGAUUUCUCCUGUUUAUAUUUGGCGUCGUCGAGGGGAGAGGGGAAUUCGAUCUGAAAAAUGGGGUGGUUCCGCGCCGCGUCGGGCAUAGCCCGGGUGGCGCUGCGGAGGAACCUGGCGCGCGCCCCGGCGACGCCCUUCGCCGGCCCCGCGCGCCGCCACCUCCACUCGACGGUCCCCCGUCGGUUCGCCGCGCCGGAGCCGCGCGCCGUGCCGCUCUCGCGCCUCACCGACAGCUUCCUCGACGGGACCAGCAGCGUGUACCUCGAGGAGCUGCAGCGCGCGUGGGAGGCGGACCCGGCGUCCGUGGACGAGUCCUGGGACAACUUCUUCCGCAACUUCGUCGGCCAGGCGGCCACCUCGCCGGGCAUCUCCGGGCAGACGAUCCAGGAGAGCAUGCGGCUGCUCCUCCUCGUGCGCGCGUACCAGGUGAGCGGCCACAUGAAGGCCCGGCUCGACCCGCUCGGCCUCGAGGAGCGGCCCGUCCCGGACGUGCUCGACCCCGCCUUCUACGGCUUCUCCGACGCCGAUCUGGACCGCGAGUUCUUCCUCGGGGUCUGGCGCAUGGCCGGGUUCCUCUCCGAGAACCGCCCCGUGCAGACGCUCCGCUCCGUGCUGGGGCGCCUCGAGCAGGCCUACUGCGGCACCAUCGGCUACGAGUACAUGCACAUCGCCGACCGCGACAAGUGCAACUGGCUCCGGGAGCGGAUCGAGACCGUCAACCCCAGGGAGUACGCCUACGACCGCCGCCAGGUCAUGCUCGACAGGCUCAUCUGGAGCACGCAGUUCGAGAACUUCCUCGCGCAGAAGUGGACCACCGCCAAGCGCUUCGGCCUCGAAGGCGCCGAGACGCUCAUCCCUGGCAUGAAGGAGAUGUUUGACAGGGCGGCUGAUAUGGGUGUGGAGAGUAUCGUCAUCGGGAUGCCACACAGGGGCAGGCUCAACGUCUUGGGAAACGUCGUGCGGAAGCCCCUGCGGCAGAUCUUCAGCGAGUUUAGUGGUGGUACCAAGCCUGUCAAUGAGGGGGAGGGUCUGUAUACGGGGACUGGUGAUGUCAAGUACCAUCUGGGUACUUCGUAUGAUAGGCCUACCAGGGGCGGGAAACACAUCCAUCUGUCGUUGGUUGCAAAUCCAAGUCACUUGGAAGCGGUCGACCCUGUUGUUGCCGGGAAGACCAGAGCGAAACAGUACUAUUCUAAUGAUCUUGACAGGACCAAGAAUCUCGGGGUGCUGCUGCAUGGCGAUGGAAGCUUCUCAGGGCAGGGUGUUGUGUACGAGACCUUGCAUCUCAGCGCCCUCCCAAACUACACCACCGGUGGGACCAUUCAUCUUGUCGUGAACAAUCAGGUUGCAUUCACUACCGACCCCAUGUCGGGGAGGUCUUCGCAGUAUUGCACAGAUGUAGCCAAAGCGGUCGAGGUUCCAAUUUUCCAUGUGAAUGGUGAUGACUUGGAGGCAGUGGUUCGUACAUGUGAGCUUGCUGCCGAGUGGAGGCAAACAUUCCAUUCUGAUGUAGUGGUGGAUAUUGUUUGCUACCGUCGAUUUGGGCACAAUGAGAUUGACGAGCCCUCCUUCACCCAGCCUAAAAUGUACAAGAUAAUUAGGAACCAUCCGAGUGCACUUGAGAUAUAUCAGAACCAGCUCUUAGAGUCAGGGAAGAUCUCCAGGGAAGACAUCGACAACUUACACAAGAAGGUCAGCACUAUACUGAAUGAGGAAUUCAAAAAGAGCAAAGAUGAUAUCCCCAACAAGAGGGACUGGCUUUCAGCUUACUGGACUGGGUUUAAGUCCCCAGAACAGAUUUCACGUAUCCGAAACACUGGUGUCAAGCCAGAGAUUCUAAAACGUGUUGGAGAGGCCAUGACAACUCUGCCAGAAACUUUCAAGCCUCACAGGGCUGUCAAGAAGAUUUUUGAUCUGCGUCGCCAAAUGAUUGAGAGUGGGGAAGGCAUUGAUUGGGCCGUGGGUGAAGCUCUUGCUUUUGCAACUCUUAUAAUUGAGGGGAACCAUGUUAGGUUAAGUGGCCAGGAUGUUGAGAGGGGUACUUUCAGCCACCGGCAUUCUGUCAUCCAUGACCAGGAAACUGGAGAGCAGUACUGUCCACUUGAUAAUCUUGUCAUGAACCAAAACGAGGAACUAUUUACUGUAAGCAACAGUUCCCUGUCAGAAUUUGCUGUUUUGGGCUUUGAGUUGGGCUAUUCAAUGGAGAACCCGAACUCACUAGUUCUAUGGGAAGCACAGUUUGGUGAUUUUUCAAAUGGAGCUCAAGUGAUAUUUGAUCAAUUCCUUAGUAGCGGGGAGGCAAAAUGGCUCCGCCAGACUGGGCUUGUCGUUUGCCUUCCUCAUGGUUAUGACGGUCAGGGGCCUGAGCAUUCUAGUGCAAGAAUGGAGCGCUUCCUUCAGAUGAGUGAUGAUAACCCCUAUGUUAUACCUGAGAUGGAUCCAACAAUGAGGAAUCAAAUCCAGCAGUGCAACUGGCAGGUUGUGAAUGUCACAACUCCUGCAAACUAUUUCCAUGUUCUGCGUCGACAGAUACACCGCGAUUUCAGAAAGCCUUUAAUUGUGAUGUCUCCAAAGAACCUCCUUCGUCACAAGGACUGCAAAUCCAGUCUAUCUGAAUUCGAUGAUCUUGCGGGCCACCCUGGAUUUGAUAAGCAAGGGACACGCUUCAAGCGUCUGAUAAAAGACCGGAAUGACCAUAAGGACCUUGAGGAAGGAAUCAGACGUCUAGUUCUUUGUUCUGGAAAGGUGUACUAUGAAUUGGAUGAAGAAAGAAAGAAAUCGGAUCACAAUGAUGUUGCGAUAUGUAGAGUGGAACAGCUCUGUCCAUUCCCCUACGACCUCAUUCAGCGCGAGUUGAAGAGAUAUCCAAAUGCUGAGAUUGUUUGGUGCCAAGAAGAACCGAUGAACAUGGGGGCGUACACAUACAUCAAUCCUCGCCUGCUGACCGCGAUGAGGGCGCUUGGUCGUGGUUCCAUUGACGACAUCAAGUACGUCGGAAGGGCCCCGUCUGCAGCCACAGCUACAGGUUUCUAUACCGUCCACGUACAGGAGCAAACCGAGCUGGUGAAGAAGGCGCUGCAGCAAGACCCAAUCAACUCUCCGUUCUGAACCUGUAGAUUCUUUGAAUAGGCAUCAGAACUUCUGAUUCUACCAAUACACAAAAGCAGGUGUAGAUUAUACCUGUGCAGCAAUUUGGUGAAUAAUCGUCUCGGAUUUUUGUUGAGACAGUCGUCUCGGAUGUGUUACCGCCAGUUAGAAACGGCCUGAGGUCUAUUUUGGGUGCAUUUUUUUUCUUCUGUCGAAGCUUUUGGUCUAUUUUUGUCUACAUCCUUUUUGUGUUUUUGAAUGUACAAGGUAAACAAGCUCAAGCCGAGGAGAGGUUCUUCCUUUCAAUAAAGAACUGUAUAUCCAGUAA